AUGACCGAGCAGGCGGCACCGAAGAUUGUGGUCGUUGGCGGGGGACCAACCGGCUUGGGGGCGGCGGUGCGUCUCACUGAGCUCGGCCACAAGAAUUGGCACCUGUACGAGUGCAACGAGGUUCCAGGUGGUUUGUCGCGCAGCUUCGUGGAUGAGAAGGGGUUUACCUGGGACUUGGGCGGGCACGUUAUCUUUUCUCACUACCAAUACUUUGACGACGUCAUGGAUUGGGCGGUGCAGGACUGGAAUGUCCUGGAGCGUGAGUCGUGGGUCUGGGCGCGGGGACGGUGGGUCCCCUAUCCGUUUCAGAACAAUAUCCACCGCUUACCGGAGCCGGACAUGAAACACUGCUUUGAUGAAUUGGUGAAGUCACAGGCGCAGAUCCACACGAAGCCGCCACGCAACUUUGAGGAAUCUUUUACCCGGCAGUUUGGGGAGGGAAUUGCGGAUGUUUUUAUGAGACCGUACAAUUUUAAGGUCUGGGCUGUGCCACCGCGUUUGAUGAGCACGGAGUGGAUUGGGGAACGCGUUGCCCCCGUUGACGUGGAGCGCAUACGCCUUAAUAUUAAAGAGAACCACGACGAUGUGGGUUGGGGACCCAAUGCCACGUUUCGAUUCCCUCAGCGUGGGGGGACGGGGGGCAUUUAUCAAGCCAUUAAGGCAAAGCUUCCGUCGGAGCGAGUGAAGUGCAGUGCGGGGUUUAGAAUGACGGCGAUUGAUGCCGAUGCGAAGACUGUUACAUUUUCCAAUGGAGAGGUGGUGAGUUACGACUGCCUUAUUUCCACGGUCCCCUACAGCGACCUCCUGCGCAUGACGAAAGGCACCGGUUUCAACAACUAUGAGGAGUGGACUGACAUUGCAGACAAGAUGGUGUACAGCUCAACAAAUGUUAUUGGUAUCGGUUUGAAAGGCACACCACCACCACAGCUGCGAACAGCCUGCUGGUUAUACUUCCCUGAGGAUACCUCUCCGUUUUACCGUGCGACGGUGUUUUCAAACUAUUCAAAGUACAACGCCCCCGAGGAGCAUUGGAGUCUCAUGCUUGAGGUGAGCGAGAGCAGCUACAAACCUGUAAACCAUAACUCACUUAUUGACGACUGUAUUGCCGGCUGCCUGGACUCCGAUUUGCUCUCUCCGGAGGAUGUGAUUGUGAGCAAGUGGCAGUAUAGAAUCGAAAAGGGGUAUCCCACACCUUUUAUUGGGCGAAAUGAUUUGCUUGAGCGGGCGCUACCACAGCUGAAGUCCCGUGGCAUAUACUCCCGCGGGCGUUUCGGGGCCUGGCGCUACGAGGUCGGCAACCAGGAUCACUCCCUCAUGCAGGGGGUUGAGGCGGUCAAUCAUGCACUCGGCCUCGUCAGUGAGGAGGUAACAGUCACAAGUCCAUGUAAAGUAAACAGUACGCGUGCAACCACCUCCUGCAAGCUUUUGGAAAGGAAAAUGUGA
This is a messenger RNA of Trypanosoma conorhini, 1443 nucleotides long. RefSeq names its product UDP-galactopyranose mutase. Gene Ontology annotation, molecular function: oxidoreductase activity. Bases 1 to 1443 code for a protein of 480 amino acids. Lineage: Eukaryota; Euglenozoa; Kinetoplastea; Trypanosomatida; Trypanosomatidae. The record is from RefSeq and is a predicted model, not a curated record. The transcript has a single exon.